AUGGCGCCUCCAAGCUUCCGCACUUUGUUGCUCGCACAUAACAACGACGAGGUCGCAGCAUCCGAACCCGCAACACUCACCCCAGAACAGAUCCCCAGACAUCGCUGGGUCUCGUUCGGCGGUGAAACCCUUGCGCUCUCGAUCGAUCUCACCGAGGCCCAACGACCUCUCCCCACCGACAUCUCGAACUUCCACGACAUCGUGGCCCUUCACGCAGUCUAUACGAAGACUUGUCUUGUCUCUGUCACACUUCCCACGUAUGGCCACGACGUCACGAGAUCAAACCACAGUCGCAUCUUCUGCCACCUCGUCACGAUCCUCAACGGAUUCCCUCGCAUCGCUCGUCUUGAAGUUGUCAUUCGCAUGCCGUUUGAGAACUUCACUCAGCUCACCAAUGCUUGCCAUUUCUACCGCCUUGACUUCAAGGCGUGGAAACUCUUUUGCAAGGUUGGGACUUGGGAUGUCGAGCAGAUUCACGUGGGGUCCCAAAUGGAUCGCAGAUUGAACGGGUGGUUCAAGGUCAACAUCGCCGGUUCCGCCUGA
Molecule: messenger RNA, 543 nt
Organism: Sclerotinia borealis F-4128
Lineage: Eukaryota; Fungi; Ascomycota; Leotiomycetes; Helotiales; Sclerotiniaceae
Source: the annotation of a GenBank genome assembly